This is a messenger RNA of Pochonia chlamydosporia 170, 1257 nucleotides long. RefSeq names its product aspartic proteinase. Gene Ontology annotation, biological process: proteolysis. NCBI's taxonomy places the organism in Eukaryota, Fungi, Ascomycota, Sordariomycetes, Hypocreales, Clavicipitaceae. Bases 1 to 1257 code for a protein of 418 amino acids. The transcript has 3 exons. The record is from RefSeq and is a predicted model, not a curated record. Gene Ontology annotation, molecular function: aspartic-type endopeptidase activity.
AUGAAAGCAGUAGUCGUCGCAGCUCUUUUGGCUGCUCUCGCAGACGGUGCCGCGACGCGACACGCCACCCGAGCACCCAAGGCGAAUGGGAAAUCUUUCACACUGAAUCAAAUUGAGAAUAAAAACUUCAAGGGACAUGAUGGGCCGAUGGACCUUUUGCGGGCUCACAUGAAGUACGCACAGAAACUACCUGCCAAUUUGUCCAAGGCUUUGGAAAGCAAUCCAGACUUGCGUAUCAAGUUUGGCAUGUACAACCAAGGAGAUGGGCAAACAGGAACCGUUCAAGCACUACCUGCCCGUUCAGACUCAGAAUAUGGUAUCAUCGUGGACAUCGGUACACCACCGCAGUCUAUUCCUCUAAAUUUGGAUACAGGGUCUUCAGAUUUUUGGACAUUUUCAACGGACACCACCGACACCAUGGUAAAAGGCCAGGUUCUUUACAGGCCGAAUGAUUCAUCAACUAUGAAGUUUUUGGACGGCGAAACGUGGAAAAUAAAAUACGGCGACAGUGCUCACGCCAAUGGUUACGUGUACACCGACAGGGUACAAAUUGGAGAUACUUAUGUAAACGAUCAAGCGGUGCAAGUGGCUGUGAAUGUGUCCGAUGAUAUUUCCAGGGACAACUUUGUAUCCGGAAUUUUAGGGUUGGCAAAUAGCGCUGCUAAUACCGUCCGACCGACCCCUCAGCACACGUACAUCGACAACAUCAAGGACCAGCUCUCUCUACCUAUUUUCACAGCCAACUUACAACGAAAUGCCCCUGGCAACUACAACUUUGGAUACAUCAACAAAUCCGAGUACACGGGCAACAUUCAAUACGCUCAAGUCGACCCGACCAGUCCGUUCUGGAGAAUCUCACCCACGGGGUACAAGAUUGCUGAGACGGAGCACGACGAGAUAAUUGAUGCAAUUGUCGACACGGGCACUUCACUACUUUUACUUCCUGAUAGCGUCGUGUACGACUACUACGGGCAGGUUCCUGGUUCUCUUUAUGACCUUUCACACGGCAUGAUGGUAUUCCCUUGCGAUGCAGAGCUACCCGACUUCUAUCUUACGAUUAAGAAAUAUCAAGGCAAGGUUCCUGGACGUUAUAUGAUCUACGGCAACGAGAAUCAAGAGUACUGUUUCGGCGGUCUUCAGUCAUCGGCUGGCCUCCCGUUUUCUGUCCUGGGCGAUGUUUUCUUGAAGGCACAGUUUGUUGUGUUUGACUAUGCGGAUGGCAUUGUUGGGUUUGCCAAUAAGGACUUGCAAGGGUGA